GCUAACCGUCUGGACGUUCAGUCGACCGACGACACCGCUACUGUCCGUGUUCCGCCGCGCAAACGCGAUAGUAUUAUUUUGUUGCAAUAAAAUAUAAUAUAUAUUAUUAUUGUUGUUCGCCCGAUCGCAGUAGUGUGCCCAUCACCGUGAAUAACAUUAACGCCGGUGCCGUAAUCGAUCGCGUGUGCGCCUUAACGCGUCGAAUAUUAUUAAUUACAAUACAAUCGAACACUUUGUUAUUUUUUUUCCCGCGCCUUCCGAUUAUUAAUAUUUUUUUUUCUCGAUUGACAGAAACAAAACAAUAUUUUACACUCGUUCGUCGUCUAUCGCCGCGACAUACACGACCUCACAUCGAGAUUAUUUCGCGUUUUAUGAAUUCGCGCGCUUCGUCCGCUGCGGUCUGCCGGUGGUAAGCCGCGCGCGUUGAAUGCGCUUUACAAACCGUUCGUGCGGACACACAUGCUAGAACCGACCGGAGCAGCAAAUAUGACAGUGUUAGCGCUCAACCAUCUGUUGCCGCCGCCGCCGACGCCGUCCGUCAACAACGGUGGCCCGCAACAGCAACAGCAACAGCAGCAGCAGCAACAGCAACGCGCGGCCGCCGGAGCCGAGAGCAACGGCGCCGACGACGGCGUGCAGCAAAACGGCAAGUCGUCGCGCAUGAUGACGGUCGCGGCCGCGGCCACCAACAUGACGACGGCGAUGAUGAUGGGCGGCGUCGCGCCCGCCGGCAUCGGCCACCACCUUCACCAUCAUCACCACCACGGCCACCACAACCAGUUGCACAACAACAACAACAACAACAACAACGACGACACGGCCAGCAGCCCGCGGUCUUCGGUCGUCGCGGCCGCUCGGCCGUCCGGUCACAUCAAGUUCAGCGUGGCCGCUCUGCUGGCCGACACCAGGCCCGUCCGGUCGCCGACACCCGGCUCCGUAUACGACGACGACAUAGACACGCCCGACGACGACGACGACGACCGGAACAGCGUGGACGUGGAGACCACGGACGGCGGCGCGCCCGUCGGCCGGCGGUGUUCGUCCAGCACGCCGGACCGCGGCCGUUCGCCGAUGCCGCUUCACACGUCGUCGCCACCGCUGUCGCAUCACCAGCACCACGGCGGCCACCCGUUCCAGCAACCCGGUGGCUCGAUGGCCGCCCGCGCCGCGUUCAUGAUGUCCGGCGGCGGCGCGUCCGUCCCGGGCGGCGGACACCAUCAUCAUCCCGUCGCGCCCGUCCGGCCGACACCGUUCACGGCGUUCGCCGCCGCCGCAGCAGCCGCCUAUUCGGCCGCCGGCAUGCAGCAUCCUGCCGCCCCCGGAGCCUGGCACCCGCAUUACGCCGGCACUUUUCCCGGCUUCGGUUCCACCGGUCUCAACUCCGGAUCGCCUGAUUCCAACAACGGCGAACCGCCCAAACUCAAGUGCAACCUGCGGAAGCACAAGCCCAACAGGAAACCCCGAACGCCGUUCACUACGCAACAGUUGUUGAACCUGGAGAAAAAGUUCCGGGAAAAGCAGUACCUGAGCAUCGCCGAACGGGCCGAGUUUUCCAAUUCGCUACAUCUGACCGAAACACAGGUGAAAAUAUGGUUCCAAAACCGUAGAGCCAAAGCCAAGCGGCUGCAAGAAGCCGAGAUCGAAAAGUUGAAGAUGGCAGCGGUGGCCGCGGCCAGGCCGCACCACCCGCUGUACGGCAACCCGCAUUUGCCGCACUACUUCCAACACCCUUCCGAACUGUUCGGACACCCGCACCAACUGCAAUCGCUCCUGUCGCACCGGCCCACCAUGGCCCACCUCAUCGCCCAAGGGCUGCAGCAACAGCAACAGCAGCAGCAGCAACAGCAACAGGGCCCACCGCCCACGCACCAGCCCGCCGGCGGACAGGUACAGCAGACCCACACGCCGCCCGCCCGCUCGUCGAUGUCGCCCGCCGGUAGGCGGUCCGCCACCCCCGUGUCGCCCACCCCGUCGAUGGGCGGCGGGGGCCCAGGGUCCACCACGAGCGUUUAGUGGUGCUGCCGCGGUAUACUCUCGCACGGCAAAACGGUAUUUAAAGACUAUAUACGCGCCGCGUUCUAUUUUAUUAUUAUAUAUAAUAUUAUAAUAUAAUAUGUUAUUAUUAUGUAUAAAAUAAUAUUUCUCUUAUUAUACAAUUAUUAUUAAUAUUAUUAUUAUUAUUAUACGUACUACUACUAUUAUUACUAUAUAAUACUAUCAUAUUGUACAUGGAAACUAGUCACCCGCAAGAAAAAAAAAAUGUUUUUUUUUUUAAAUGAACCGUCGUCCGAGGACGGAAGAAUAUUAAAUAAUUUGCAAACCAACUGCAGCUACCCCGGCACUAUAUAUUGCAUUAUCAUAUAUCGAUACUAUCACCGAAUCGCGCGAUUUUAAUAAUACAUAAUUAUUUUAUAUUAUUGUUUACUGUAAAUUAAUAUUGUCUUAACGAGUUCCUCUAUAUAAUAUGCAUACACGUGUAUGCAACAUAACGCCAUCCAUACACCCCAACCCGAUGUAGGUACAUGUAUUGUAAGUAUAUCCGGCAAAAUAUAUAAAUAUAAUAUAAUAUUUAUUGUAUGUAUAUAUAUACGCCCAGAUCCGUCUCGCCGCAGCGCGUUUACUGCCGCCUGCGAGUGCGCCGAGAGAUCGUUUUAUUUUUUCCGACUUUAUAUUAUUAUAUGUUUAAAUGUAGGUAUCUAUAAUAUUAUCAUUAUUAUUAUUAUUAUUAUUAUUUACGUGUUGUUUAUUGUGAUAAGACUUUUUUUCUGUCUCGUUGGAUAUAUUUCAACGCAUAAUAUUUUGUCCGACGGGAACCGUGCAUUAAGCAUAUUCAUUAUUUGUUUGUUUGUUUGUUGUAAAAUUCUUAAUAUAUUUCUCGCGAAUAUAUAUACAUCAGACCUACCUAUUUAUGUUUAUAUAUAUAAGUAUAAUAAAUGAUAUUGCAGAUCGCGCGUAUAUUUAUAUUCAUAUAUGUAAAUAAAGUCGUUUGUAAACUAUACAUAUUUACAAUAUGUAUAUGUACAUAAUAUAUGACAGUAGACUAAUUUUUAAGAUAGGGUAAAACUGUGUACAAGUGCCAAUCCUAUUAUAUAUUUAUAUGUAUAUCCCUAUAUAUGAAUGUUUUUUUUUAUGUACAUAAUAAUAUAUAAACUCGAAUAUUAUUAUAAAUAGCAAUAAUAUUGAGAUAAAAAGAAAAAAAAUUAAUAAAACUCGUUGUUGACACAAGUAUAUUAUAUAACA
Messenger RNA from Aphis gossypii (cotton aphid), 3240 nucleotides. Its product is annotated as muscle segmentation homeobox-like. The record is from RefSeq and is a predicted model, not a curated record. The transcript is spliced from 3 exons. Gene Ontology annotation, cellular component: nucleus. Gene Ontology annotation, molecular function: DNA-binding transcription factor activity, RNA polymerase II-specific; RNA polymerase II transcription regulatory region sequence-specific DNA binding. NCBI's taxonomy places the organism in Eukaryota, Metazoa, Arthropoda, Insecta, Hemiptera, Aphididae. Bases 460 to 2013 code for a protein of 517 amino acids. Gene Ontology annotation, biological process: regulation of transcription by RNA polymerase II; embryonic morphogenesis.